Molecule: messenger RNA, 1860 nt
Organism: Exophiala oligosperma
Lineage: Eukaryota; Fungi; Ascomycota; Eurotiomycetes; Chaetothyriales; Herpotrichiellaceae
Exons: 2
Coding region: 565-1560 (331 amino acids)
Cellular component (GO): membrane
Source: RefSeq, a predicted model, not a curated record
CUUAAAGAUCGAUCAUACGACUGGAUCUACAUGUGUUGUACUUGUUGCAGUCUGUGCACCGAUUUGAAAGCAAAUAAAUCAUACUGCAGUCAAUCUAGGAUUUUCCGUGGCAACAAAACAACUCACUCAAUCAAUGUCUCUAUCUCGGACACUAAACCCUUCUCGGAAGUUGUUGCGAGGUUCUUUGGCUGAGCCUGGAACUAUCGACUGAUUCGGGGCCCCCGGUCGCCUUGUGUUCAUUUCUGAUAUGAAACCGACAAAUUGGCGACUCUGAGAGUCAUAUUUCUAUUCGAUUUGAAUGUCGCAAUGUCCCCGUUCAGCAUGGCAUCUAGCAACCGGACCCGAACCUUGUCCGUCAGCUUCGCAACAAGCAAAGACAGAUGGACACCCGAAAGAUAUAAGGAGCGCUGCCUUUUGUGGGCGACCACUGCUAGGCAACACUUCUUCUCUCAUCUCGAAUAUCCGUACGCCGUGACCGUGUACUAUCCCAUCUCCCCUUCCUAGGACUCAUCAACUCGCACCUGUCAAUUUGAGUCUGCCUGUCCCAGUUUCUUGUCUUUCAUCAUGGCGACGUUUGUUGGCAGCAUCGAACAUGCGAUUGCCCAUACGUCCAGACUGGUGGCCCGCGAUCAAAACACCACAGACUUGCCAGGAGGCAAGACCCUUCAGGAAUAUAACACCCAAGGAAGAUACGACUAUGAUCCCUCGUUUGCGGCGGCCAUAAUUUUCUUGGUGCUCUUCGCCAUCGCCACGGCCAUUAACCUCUUCCAAUUCUUCCGGCAUAGAGCUUGGUUCUGGUGGGUGAUGAAUUUUGCUGUGAUCAUGGAACUGGUCGGGUACAUUGCUCGAACGAUUUCCAUCAAGAACCUCCACAGCAGGAACAUUUUCAUAGUCCAAACCGUUAUGAUUCUCGUGGCGCCAGCUGUCAUGGCCGCAGCCUGUUACAUGUCGUUUGGCCGCGUCACCAUCUGGGUUGUUCCGAAAGAUUAUCAGACCGUCAAACACCUUUGGGUACCGCCACGUCGGAUUACGCCAGUGUUUGUGGGCUUCGACAUCCUCAGUUUCUUUGUGCAAGUCAUUGGCGGCUCCAUGGUGGCUGCGGCAAGCAACAUUAACUCGGCCAACCGGGGCAGAAACGUGGUGCUGGCAGGACUUUCACUGCAACUGGCGACCUUUGGGUUUUUCGUCUUUGCAAGUGUCCGACUAAACUUCAUGUUGAGGACACAGCUUCGAGAUGUCCCAUUACCCAAAGAACGCAAUUGGCAGCUAUUCCUAAACGUCGUCAAUGUCGCCAAUGUACUUAUCCUAAUCCGAACCAUGUUGCGACUGAUUGAAUACUCCAUUGGCACCUACAACUAUCUCACCAACCAUGAAUGGUUCUUUUACUGCUUCGACUCGGCUUUAAUGUUUGUGGUGGUUGCUACCUUCAUCAUCUUUCACCCCGGAUACUAUCUCCCCUACCUGGGAAUCAAACGGAAGGAACAGAAGUUCUCGAAGAACGCCGACAAGGGACCCCUUAGCGUUCUAGCCAGGAGGAAGACGAUGCAUGAGGCGGUAUGAAGUUGCACUUGAUAGAGAAGGCGCACGCUUUCAUGUCUCGGCGCGCAUCAACGAAGAGUGUUGUCUUUUAAGGAGCACUUUCCCGGCGGAUCGGUGGAGAGCUCGGCAAUUGUUCGUGGUUGUUUAUGGGCCGGUCGCAAUGCGACCUCUGAACUAUGUAUAAUGAAUCAUGUCAAGUCGUUUAUCCGACUUGUCUUUAGUCGUGCGUAAAUUGGCAACACCAGCGGCUGAAAGUGGAUUGUUGCAUCCUCUCUUUCUCCUCGUGUGGGUUCAUCAUGCCGUCCCCCUGUGGUAUGGGAU